Macrobrachium nipponense is the source of this 729-nucleotide messenger RNA. RefSeq names its product eukaryotic translation initiation factor 3 subunit A-like. NCBI's taxonomy places the organism in Eukaryota, Metazoa, Arthropoda, Malacostraca, Decapoda, Palaemonidae. The record is from RefSeq and is a predicted model, not a curated record. The transcript has 2 exons. Bases 1 to 729 code for a protein of 242 amino acids.
AUGAUUCAGAGAAGCCCAAGGAGAACUGAAAGGAUUCAGAGAAGCCCCAGAAGAACUGUAAGGAUUAAGAGAAGCCCCAGGAGAACAGAAAGGAUUCAGAGAAGCCCAAGGAGAACUGAAAGGAUUCAAAGAAGCAUCAGGAGAAAUGAAAGAAUUCAGAGAAGUCCCAGGACAACUAAAAAGAUUCAGAAAAACCUCAGGAGAACUGAAAGGAUUCAGAGAAGCCCCAGAAGAACCGAAAGGAUUCAAAGAAGCAUCAGGAGAACUGAAAGGAUUAGAGAAGCCUCAGGAGAACUGAAAGGAUUCAGAGAAUUCCCAGGAGAACUGAAAGGAUUCAGAGAAGCCCAAGGACAAUUGAAAGGAUUAAGAGAAGCCCUCAGGAAAACUGAAAGGAAUCAGAAGAAACCCAGGAGAACUGAAAGGAUUCAGAGAAGAUUCAGAGAAGCCCCAGGAGAACUGAAAGGAUUCAGAGAAGCCCCAGGAAAAGUGAAAGGAUUCAUUGAAGCCACAGGAGAACUGAAAGGAUUCAGAGAAGCCUCAGGAGAACUGAAAGGAUUCCGAGAAGCCUCAGGAGAACUGAAAGGAUUCCGAGAAACGCCAGAAGAACUGAAAGGAUUCAGAGAAGCCCCAGGAGAACUGAAAGGAUUCAGAGAAGCCCUAGGAGAACUGAAAGGAUUCAGAGAAGCCCCAGGAGAGCUGAAAGGAUUAGACAAGCCCCAGGAGAACUGA